Molecule: messenger RNA, 9473 nt
Organism: Bubalus bubalis (water buffalo)
Lineage: Eukaryota; Metazoa; Chordata; Mammalia; Artiodactyla; Bovidae
Gene: MKRN3
Product: makorin ring finger protein 3
Biological process (GO): protein polyubiquitination
Molecular function (GO): metal ion binding; ubiquitin protein ligase activity
Source: RefSeq, a predicted model, not a curated record
UGACCAUUUCACAUUUUAAAAUUUAAUAACUAACUUUUUUAUGAUAUCCUCAUAUAAUUUUUAAUACCUGUUAUUAAUGUACUGAUACCACUUUUUAUAUUUCUGAUCUUGGUUAUUUGAGUCUUCUUCACUUCAGGUUCAAGAAUCUUUUCAAAGGAUUUUGAUUAAUUCCCCCUACUUCAUAUUUGUUUUACUUUAAUUAAUUUAUGAUUUUAAUUAAUUUAUGUUUAUGAUUUACUUCGAUCUAAUUUCUGUGCUAUAUUCAUAUUUUCUCAAAUUUUAAAAUAAAAAUUUGGACAUAAAAUUUCCUCUGAGAAACUUGUUUUAGCAAACAAAAUCUAAUACUAUGUAAAAUGAUAAUCAUACCACAAAAGGUUUAUUCUUGGGGAAAAAAAGGGUAAGUUAAACAUUGAAAAAUCUAUCUGCAAAUAAUCACAAUAAAAUAAAAAAGAGAAAAAUAACAUGAUCAUCUCUUUAAAAGUACAGAAACCUACAUGAUAAAAUUCAGUAUACAUCAACACUUUAUAUUUAUAACUACUUUGUUUACUAAUCUAAUAAGAUGUAUGUGCAAAAUGACAGCUCAGAUGAAAUUAAAAACCACCACAUGGGCAGAAGGGUAGAGGAUUUACCAUGAAAGGCUGGCCCAGCACAAUACCAUACAAAACUGGGUGUAAUAAAGAAACAGAAACAAAGAGCCACUGUGAAUUAAAUCAGAAAGGGGGGGGGGGAGGGGAAGCCAGGGUCACAACGGGGACAGAGGCUUAUUAAGCCAGCAUCAGGACCAGCGAGGUCUGAGGUUUCUGCACAAAGGGAGGGAAAGGCUGGAAACCACAAUAACCUAACCCAGCUGAAAGGCACUAAAGCAGCCUCAGACCAGAGGUCUGCUCAUGCCUCACUGGCGAAAAGCCUUUCCAACCUAAGCCUGUAAGAAUUACCAGAAAACAAAGAGCAGAAGAAAAGAGCUCUUGUUAACACAACUAAAUGAAUAAAGCUUCCAGAAGCAACAGUUAAGGUACUCAGAAUGAAAAAUAAUUAAAACAAAAACAGAUCCACAUAGACAUAAAAUGAAGUGAACAAAGCAUUUAUAAAAUUCAUGUGUGAUAUGGUUCGGAAACAAGAUGAAUUUUACACAGUGGGAAAUUUAAAAAGGCAUGAUUAUGAUGUUUUCAAUAGACACGUAUGAAAAACCAAUGAAAUGAAUGCGUCCGAACGAACACUGUAAAGGAUUGAUUUAAAACCUCAAAGGGCUGUGAUUUCUUCCCUCAGAGGAGCCGCGGGAGGGCGAGAGGCUGCACGCAGCAGAGCAGGAACGGCGAGGCGGACAGCACUGCCGGAUGUGAACAAAAGAGAAUGCCGGUCACAAUUCCAGCCGGACCGACCGUGCACCGACCCAGUGGAGGACUGACGUUGCCGCCACAGGAAGUGUUUGCUGCGCCUGCUCAGAAAAGGAAGUAGGAACACAGGCACAGGAAGCAGGGACUGGGGGAGAGGGAAAACAGACGCACAGCUCCAAAGGAGGAGCCCCGGAGCUAGCUCGUGGCCUCCGGGCCUCAAGCCCGAAAGGAAGACAUACCGGGGAAGUUCCGGUACCAUUCUGGGGGACUAAAAGCUGCCAUGGAAGAGCCUGCAGCUCCCAAAGAACCCCACGAGGCAGCCGGGGCCUCUGGGGGUGCCGAGGCAGCAGGGGGGGGUGCUUCACGGCCCACCCUCCCGGUGCGCCCUGUCUCCCGGUGGUCCUCGGCUCCAGGCCCAUCCCCGUUCCGCCCAUCACGUCUGAGGCCUGCCCAAGCCUCAUGGGGAGGGGCCGGGCCCAGCUGGCUGCAGAGCCGGAGCACUGGCAGCUGGACAAAGCAAGUCGUCUGCAGGUAUUAUCUUCAUGGGCUGUGCAAGGAGGGGGAGAAGUGCCGAUACUCCCACGACCUCGGCCGGCAGGCGGCCGCGGAGGGCCCUGGCUCGCAACCCCAGGCCUCUGCAGACAGCGGCCCUAGCACGGCUGCGCACAUGGACCCCCUGCCUCAGCAAGUGGCGGAAGCCCCCCCUGCUGCUUCCUCAUGCUCCUUGCCUAUGAUUGGCUCGGCUGGUGAAAGGGGUUUGUUUGAAGCCAAGACAGACAAUGCAGGCCUUGAAGCUGCUGGAGGAGCAGGUGUAGAAGGCUGGGAGAAUGCCGUUGAAUUUGUUCCUGGGCAACCCUACCGGGGCCGCAUGGUCCCUUAUGUUUCCGAGGCUCCUCUGCAGAGCUCGAUGAUUGAGAGGGGGCAGAUUGUCUUGGGCAUGGGGAGGCAGCUUUGCCGUGAUGCUAUCGCGGGGCAGUGCUUUCGUGGGCAGAGCUGUAUUUAUCUCCAUGGAGAUAUAUGUGAUAUGUGUGGGCUGCCGGUCUUACACCCCUUGGAUGGUGCCCAGAGGGCAGACCAUGUAAAGGCCUGCAUUGAAGCACACGAAAAGAAUAUGGAGCUCUCUUUUGCCGUGCAGCGCAGUGCGGACAAAGUGUGUGGCAUCUGCAUGGAGGUUGUCUAUGAGAAAGCCAACCGGAAUGAUUGCCGCUUUGGCAUCCUCUCCAGCUGCAACCACACCUACUGUCUUAAGUGUAUCCGCAAGUGGAGAAGUGCCAGACAAUUUGGGAGCAGAGUUAUCAAGUCCUGCCCUCAGUGCAGGGUCAUGUCCACCUUUGUCAUUCCCAGUGAGUUCUGGGUGGAGGAGGAAGAAGAAAAGCAGAAACUUAUUCAGCAGUACUUGGAGGCUUUGAGUCACAAGACCUGCAGGUAUUUUGUUCGAGGCAGGGUCUGCCCAUUUGGAGAGAACUGUUUUUACAAACAUGUGUAUCCUGAGGGCCAGGGAGAGGAGCCUCAGCGGCAGGGUACUGAGGCGUCUGGUACUUGCCAUUGGGAACCUUUGGAGCCUCUGCAGGUGGGAGAGGGCAACAUGCCCUUUAAAAGCAGUAGAAAAGAGCUUGUCAUGCUUUGGCUGGCCAAUCUGUUGUGUAAGUGUUUCACCAGGAGCUAUGCGCUCCCCUUCACAGAGGUCUGGUGGGACUUACCUCAUUGUGAGCCGGAAGAAUAUUGCACUUUGAAUCUGUGGCAUUCUGCUGUGGCAUGUUGUCUGGUGUGCUGAGGCUCUGUCAUCUGCUCUUGUCUGUGUUUUGUUUAUAGACACAUCUGUCACUUCCAGGGGCUGCUGAAACCAUUUGUAUAGAAACAUCCAUCUGUUUUCUUGACCAUUCCCAUUUCUGGUCCCCCAGGAUUAUGGUGUUGCACUGUGUUAAAAAGUAACAAAACAUCCUUAAAGUUACUGUUUGGUGAAAUUAAUAUGACUGUCAGUUUAUGGUUUAUUUUGUCAUCUGUUUUUAACAGGAUUGACUCAGUUGUAGUCUAGUGUUUACAGAAUUUCCACACUCAUUUUGAAGCCCCUCAAGAAUAAAUGUGACAGGGUGAAGGGAGAAGUCUAAACUGAACCAGGAGCUUUUUGCUGCUUCAGUCUUAAGAAAUGGACCCUCGUGGGGCUUUAUGGUGCAGCUUCAGCAUCUCUGUUGUUUACAUGUCUGUUCCCUCCCCCAUUCCCCUUCAAGUGCAUUCUUAACUUGUGAUUACCUUGUGGUUUUAUGUUUUACUUGACCAGAACCAGGUGCAUAUGUUUACAUGUUUUUAUCCUGUUUAACUUGAUGUGAAAUCAUUUAUAUUUGGAAGUAUAUAUGUAAGAAUUAUAUAUACGUGCAUAUUAAUGUGUAUGAAAGUUAUGCAUUUGACAAUAUAUAUUUAAGGUGUAUACUAUAAUAUAAUCUUUAUUUAAUAAAAUAAAUACUGAGCUGGAAGCUGAAAGGUUGAUAGGAUUGCUGUUGUGUGAGUGUGAGGUAUGUAAAUUAUUUUUCUGUCCCUUUCACAGGUUUCAGUGAUUAGCAUCUAAUGAAAACAGCUAUUUCAGUGGCUCUAUCUAAAUGUAGCAGACACAGAUCUUAAAGAAUUUACAGAAUAUGACACUGGUAAUUACUGUGAUGCCAUUAAUAGCUUGCUGCUAUGUGAGUUCCCAUGCAGUUUAGCCACUGUAUCAUUAUUAUUUAAAACAACAGUCUUUGACUCAGAUACACAGUUCUUUGUAUUCAGUAUUUUGUGUCAUCUAUAGACAUAUCAGAGUAGGGGCUUUUGACAGAAAUUUUUGGCAUAAAAGUGAUAAGAUUAUAAAAAUUAAAGUAGAAUAAUAAACAUUUUCAAAUAAGUCAUACUGCAAUAAUGGAAAGACAAUAAAUGAAAUAUAGAAAGUAAUGAGAACUAAAUAAUAGUAAAUUGGAAAGUUAAUAAUGCCAAUACACCAUAAUUGUAUUAAGUGGAAGUAUUUUAAAAUCUGAAGAUUAGCAGACAUAAUUAAAAUGAAAAUGAAACUAUAUAUUGUUAACUACAUACUACAUACAGUAGAAGAAUACAUAAACAUUAUAAGGAUGAAAAACUAAUCAGAGGUGUUACAACUUUUGAGCAUAGAGUUCAUUAUUAAGGAUUAAUACACAACUGGAGAUACAUAAAGUAUAUAAACAUGAAAUUAUAAUUUACCAAGAAGAUUAACUAUUCCAAUUUUCUGUUUAGUAUCAUAGUAUUAGAUAAGCAAAUAAAUUAUUGAUAAGCUACAAAGUCUUGGUAAACAAUUUGAAUACUUCUCAAUAACUGAACAAGCAAAGAAAGAAACAAUCUGGGUUAAAUAGCACAGUUUUAACAGUUUACCUAGUUGACAUGUAUAAAAUGCUGUGUAUCAACUGCAGAAAGCUCUCCUCCUGCCUAACAUAGCUGAAAGUAUCCUGGGGACCUGAGUCACAGGGGUGGCAGAAUUCCCCAACUGUUUAACAAAGACAGGACAAAUUUACAGAGUUUAUACUCUUCAAAACAGUAAUUUAAUUCUCAGAACCACCUUAUCAGGUACUGGCUAUAAUUUUUUAUCACCAUCAUGAUGAGAUGAAUGAGAGAGAGAGAUGUUAAAUUACUUGCCUAUAUAGCUCUGACCUGUAGGCAUAAAUAAGUGGAACAGCAGCAAAUGAACCUCAGGUAGUAUAUUUCCAGAUCAUAGGCACCAUGCUGCUUCUUGUCCCACAUUUAUGACUGAGAGCAGGUGGACCCACUUAAUAUAGCUACUGGAAACACGUGCAAUAUUUAUGUGUGGAGUCUCAUAAACUGCCCGGUGGGACAGAGGUGAGAAUAAGUGAGCUACAAAAUGUUGGAUUUCUGGAGCUUUAUCUGUGGGCUGCAGACCCAGUAUUUCUUAGUUCACCACUCAGAAUGUGCCUCAGCUGCCUGUAUUCAUAAACUGCCUCUUUCUUAUUACAUGAUUCCCGAUUUUGUGGGUGAAUAUCUCAGCCUAUUUCACUGAGGUCUUUGCCAUAUUCCUUCCCUCUUGAUUGUUGUUGUCCAAAUAAUUUCUCAGUCAAUAGGCCCUUGAUGCCUGGUUAUUACCAGCACCUAGAGUGAGUGAUUCUAAAGUGUAAAUCCAAAUAUAUUUCCACCUACUAGGCUGUCCUAGUCAUUCAGGGGAAAGGGGACUUAGAUGACCAAGAAACCAAAGAAUAGGACCAGAUGGAGCAGUCUCAAAGACUGAACUAACCCCAGGGGCUCAAAACAUGAGCUCUGUGUGGUGACUGUGCUGUCAAGGAGGACACUUGAAGCCAAGCACAAAAAAUUUUGAAAAGUUUGUCCUAAUAUGCACUAUUUAAUGUUGUGAAAUAUCACAUUUUGUUCAAAUAUUUUAAGCCCAAAUAAUUAUAUAAAGUUUGAUCUUUAUAUAGCAUGUGAAAAGGGUCCAUAGAACAUAAUAUGGUUUGGGAGACAAAGGAUGACUGUAAUCCCGACUGCAUCUUACCAUCCCUGCAGUCAGGAGCAAGUUAUUUAAACUUCCUAUACCUCAGUUUCUUUAUAUGAAAAAUGGGUAUAACACCAUAUAUUUUUCUAGAUUGUUGUGAAUGUCAAGUGUAAUCUGGACAAUGCUUAGGACAUAUGUGGUAUUUUAAAAAUAGCAUGUAUAAAAGUGACAUUUGUGUACUUGUGAACCUGAGAAAAGCUUGCACAAGAAUUAAAACACCACCAAGUUUUUCUCUUUGAUCAUCUUUGGAAUUUGUCUUAAGGUAACAUUAUUUUUAAAUGAUUUUCUUAGAAAAUGGUACAUUAACUUUAUAUUCAUAAUUUCAAAAAGACCAAGUAAUAUUUUUAGCAAAUGUCACUCAGUUGAAACCAAAAAUGUGCUAUUCAAUUCCUAAAAAUAUAACAAAAAUUAUGUUAUCUCUGACUGAUACCUACAUGAGGAAAAUAAGAAAUAAGAUUUUUUUUUUAAUGAGAUUCCCUGUUCUUCAUCAGCUCAUUCAGGAAGAGAUCAAAUAACAGGGAUAUCACCAGGACUGAAGCUGGGUGAAGUGUCCUGAGGGUCUGCCCAUAAGGACAAAUGAACCCCCCCUGCUGCAGUUAGGAACAAAGGAGCCCUUUGCCAUACAAAGGUUUGCUCUGUGAGUGAUUCAGAGUGUAUGCUGCUCCCUCCUCCAGGAGAUUCAUGGAUUCAGCCUCUGGGGCUUGUAGCACACAGAGUGUCAUUCUGACCACACAAAGAAUGCCUGGGUGAAGCAGAUCUGAUUUUCUUAUGCUCCAUUUGUUUAAGUUUGGUGGAUGUAAAGACUUAAUGAAAUGAAUAUGCUAAAAAUGUACCUCAUACUCCUUCACUAAGUCAAUUUACUGGAUCUCAGUGACUUAAAGGGAAAGAUUUCUAAUUCAUAUUUGAUACCUAUAGGUGUUCCAUUUUUCACUUUGGCAAAUAUCUCAGGGGUGUGAUUUCUGUUUCCACAGCAAAUGCUGAACUACAACCUAAGUAUCAAAUGAAGUUGAGGUGGGUAUGAAAAAAGGGGUACUUGGAAAAUAACCCAAAACUGGUAAAAAGAAAUAAAUUAACACAUGUUAGAAUUUUUGCCAUGAAAAAUAUUGCAUAUCACAUUUUCUAGAGUUGAUCACUAACAAAAAUAACUGGCUAUUUAUUAGAUCACAAUGAAACUGUCAAUUAAAUUGAAAAAAUAGUAGUACAGACAACGGUCUCUGAUUCAAGACAAGAAAAUAAACCACUACUGCUGCUGCUUCUGCUAAGUCACUUCAGUCAUGUCCGACUCUUAGCGACCCCCUGGACUGCAGCCUACCAGGCUUCUCUGUCCAUGGGAUUUUCCAGGCACGAGUACUGGAGUGGGGUACCACUGGCUACUCUGAAACCACUAUUAUAUAGAGAUUUUUAAAAUACCUCUCUCAAAAGUAAUUUGAUGAAAGAAUAAAUUUAAAAUCAUCUAGAAUGGCAGAAUAAGAUAAUGAAAAUGUAUGCAUACUAUAAUCUAUGGAAUAGUGCUGAAUCUGCACUCAGAGUAAAAAUAAUGUUAAAUACCAAGAUAAAAUGUCUAGAAAUACAGUUUACAUAAUUGAUUAGGUAUGCAAAUCUGUAAGUUUUAAGGAAACUACAACAUUCAGAUGCACACACACAACACUGGUAAGCAGAAGGAAUUAAGAAUGAUUAAAGCAAAAAAAUAAAAUGCAAAUAUAUAAGCUGUUUUUUUUUUAAGAAAAAUCAAUAAACAGAUAAACCAUUAAUGUAAUUAAAAAAAAAAAAAGAAGGAGGAAGUGCAAUUAAACAAAAUAGGAAACUAUGAAUAGGACAUACUCAGAGAAAAGCAUACACCAAAGAAAUAGGAAAUAAACCCUUGUUACACUAAGACAGAUUCACCUGGAAAUGUGAUAGGACUUUAAAAUUUUCAGCGUGAUUUUCCAAACAACAAUCUAAGAAACAAAUCAAACCAGAACAAUUACUAAUGAAAAGUUAAAGUUUCAGGAAUGUACUUAUGUCCUGGACUGCCCCAAAAGACAUUUGUCCCAGAAAUUUACUAAAACCUUUAAAUAGAUUGCAAUGUUAUAUACACCACUCCAGAGAAGAGAAGAAAAAGAUUUAGUUAGCUUGUGAAUGACACCUAACAUUGAUAUCAGAAUGUUUCUAAUAUAGUAUAACACAGAGUUAACUAGAGCCCAGUCUCAUUUUCAUUUGUGAAUAUUGAUGCCAAAAUAAUCUCAAAUGAAAAACUGACAAACAAGCAAAACUAGCACAGCAGAAGAAGAGUACAUCAGGAAAGAAUAGGUUAUUUUCCAAAAAAUAAAAAAGGAUGGUAGAAUAUUAAAAAAUGUUUGAUCUUAAUGUAGCAAAAUACAUAAUUAUUUGGACAUCUUAUAUCUGGAAAAACACUAAAUUCAAGUUCUAUAUAAUUUUAUAUAAAUGUGUGAGAUGUGCUAUCUAUAUAUGUAUAUGUGUACACAUAUAUAGUAUACAUCUAUAAAAUUUUUAAUGCACAGUCACAAAACACAUGACUAAAGGAAGCAAAGGAGUUAAAAAUAUUAAAUAAUGGAAGAAAUUAAUAUAUUAAAUAUUAUGAUUGAUUUGAUUUAUUUAAAAAUAUGUAAAAUAGAUACACCAUUAUCUAACUUAAGAAAAGGAGGAAAAAACAGCAAUAAAAUGCAAAUAUGGAGUUGGACACACACUCAAUUCAUAGGAAUUCACCACAAAGAGAAGUUCUAUUAAACAUACAAAAGAACAUUACUCAAACAGAUACCAAUUAAUUGCAGAACUUGAAAGAAGUUGAUAAAUUUUAGGCUUAUGUAAUUAAUUACACAUUGACUACACAAAAUAUAACCUAAUAUUUAAUAUGAGUAAAUUAUUUCACAGAAUGCAGUUUUACAAAAAAAAAAUAGUGAUUUUCAUAAAACCUUUAAAGAACAAAUAUUUCAGUACUAUUUUACAUAAUUUGGAAACCAUUAUCAAAUGGAAAAUGGAAAUUAGGACCUCUUAUGUGGUUUUAUUUUGUUCUGUUAUUUUUUUCAGCUCUUCUUAGAUACAAUUGACAAAAUUGUGUAGGUUUAAGAUGUGAAAUAUAUGAUUUGAUAUAUGUAUAUGUGGCACCCCUCACAUAGUUAACAAUUUGUGUGUGUGUGUGUGUGAUGAGAACUUUUUAAAUAUACUGUUUCAGUGACUUUACAAUAUACAGUACCUCAAUUAUUAACUAGUCACCAUGCCAUACAUUAAAUCCCCAGAACCUGUCUUAUAAUUGGAAAUGUGUACUCUGACCACCUUCACCUAUUUUCCCCAUUUUACUCCGUUACCCUGGCAGCCACUGAUCUGCUCCCUGUUUCUCUGAGUUCAUUUUUUUUUAGAUUCCAGCUAUAAAUGGUAUAGCAUUUGUCUUCUCUGUCUGAUUUAUUUCACAUAGCAUAAUGCCUUGAGAAUUAUCCACAUUGUAGCAAAUGUAGGAUUUAUUUACUGUUUAUGGCUAUAUGAUAUUCCAUUGUAUGAUGCAUAAUUUAUGCCAAAGUAUAAUCAUGAUACUGUGUACACACAUACAUUUUCAUACAAAUGAUUAAAUGAUUUAUUGAAAUAUGGUUUAUGAAAAUUAUCAUGUACCUGGUGUAAAGUGUAAAUAUAUUGGUAAUAGCCAAAAUAAA